CUUCACUCCUGCCUCAACCUGCAGUUUUGGUGGCGUGACUUUGCAGGCCGGUUUAAAAAAAGUUAAAGUUAUCAAGCGUGGCUUUUAUUACUGUUCUGUUUGUAGUAUCUGUGCAGCGUGUCUGUCUUGUUGCUGAAUGACUCCGCGUGAAACAUGAUCCCAGUUUUCAAUGCUAGCUAGGCAGCUCACAUAAACUUAGUGGUACUGAUUUUGUUUUAAUCACAAUCUCGCGUGAAAAACAUUGCUUGUCACCCUGUCACGGCAUUACGGUGUCGUCGUGUGAAUAGGAUGAUUCAGACCCUGAAAAGUGCGAGACACUUGGCCACAGCAGCUAUGAAACACAGAGUGUCAGAGUUUCGUGUGCCUGUUCCAUGGGGAGAGAUGAGGGGCAGGAUUUGGGGUCCAGAUGGGCGUCCAGUGCUGUGUAUUCAUGGCUGGUCAGACAACAGUGGCUCUUUCAACAACCUGAUUCCACUGCUGCCCAGCGAUUGGAGAUGUUUGGCCAUAGAUUUGCCUGGUCAUGGCUUCUCCUCUCAUAGACCUGCAGGAGUUUUCUACAGCUUUCCUUAUUAUGUUGCAGACAUGAAACGAGUCAUAGAAGCUGUUCAGUGGAAACGCUUUUCCAUAAUAGGACACAGUAUGGGUGGGAACAUGGCUGGAAUGUUCAGCGCAUUGUAUCCGGAGAUGGUGGAGGCUCUAGUGCUCCUGGACUCUUAUGGGUUUCUCCCAGCACACAUGGAAAAAAUAAACGAAAACCUAAGGAAAGGCAUGGAUGAAAUGUUGGACUAUGAAAAAAAGAUGACUGACCGGAAAGAAAGGAUCUACACGUAUGAGGCAGCCAAAGAAAGGCUGAAGGAGGCAAAUCCAUUUCUUUCAGACCAGUCUGCUGAAAUCCUUCUAGAACGAGGAGUUAAGCAGGUGGAUGGAGGAGUGGUGUUCAGCAGGGACAUCAGAAUCAACUUUACUAACAUUGCACGAAUUACCUUGGAGCAGAGUCUGAGUUUGUUGGCGCAGAUAAAAGCUAAAGUGUUAGUAUUGCGGGCCAGUGAUGGUUUGCUAAAGAUCUUUCCCCAACCUGAGGACUUAUUUGAAGGCUUACAAAAGGGCUGGGAAACCAGAAGCACUAUUGUGAGUGUCGAAGGAGACCAUCACAUCCACAUGAACAACGCGUCGGUUGUGGCACCAAUCAUCACUGACUUCCUGCAAUCUGUGACGCCUCAACACACCGCCAACCAAACUGCCAAAUUAUGAAAAGCCCAUCACACAUAUUUCUGUGUGCACUUUCAUAUUCAGGGCCCAGUUUCCCAGAAGCAGCUUAAUGUUAAGAUCAUCUCAACUGGUAGACAGAGUGUUCAGUGUGAUGCACGCUGUACCUUUACAGAAUUAUCUUUAGCUAAGAUGCUUUUGGGAAACCCAGCCCAGGUCGGUUUCAGUACUCUCACAAGUAAUAUAGAUUUUUUCCAGGUCAUUCAUGUCUUAAGUUCCAUUCAUGUCUAUGCAAAAUAACGAAGUCAUACAGUAAGAUAAUGUCGUAAUGGGUAUUUUCAAUUAAAAUGUUCUGUAUGCUGUACACUGGGCGGUCAGACACCAGUCUUGGAGUGCCACACUUCUGCUAAAUUUACACACCAGAUUCAGCUCAUCAGCUAAUUACAAAGCCUUUCAUGAGUCGUGUUAAAGAGCUUACAUCAUGGGAUACUAAAUUUUCCUUGCUUUUUUAAAAAUUGUUCCGAUUUCAAGAAAUACUAUUCACUUCUCAAACCAUACAGUUCAUAUAUAGAAAUUAUACAGCCCAUUUUGGAUUUGUUGGGGUUAUGAUGUCGCAGUAACGGCAACAAAAACAGCCUGUUUAAUUGGUUAAAAAAUGAUCAUGUGAAAUGAUUUAUGUUCAUUUUGGUACAAAAACCCACACAACUGUUAAAAUAAAAUAACAGGAAAAGUUUGUAUAUAUAGAAAUGCUGAAAUCUGCAGUGCGUGGCUCUCCAGCACCUCAGUUUGGUCUCAGUUUGACAUUCUUGCCAUACAGGGUAAACAACAUGAAAACUAAUUUUGUAAUAAUUUUAUGAGUACAUUGACUGAACAACUAAACUCAUGAGUAUUUUUUUUAUAUUUAUAACACAGUCUAAAAUGUUUUAUACAUAUGCUGUGGUGUAGUCUGAUUCUGUAAUAUACUGGUGCUGUUAAUUAA
Molecule: messenger RNA, 2185 nt
Organism: Colossoma macropomum (tambaqui)
Lineage: Eukaryota; Metazoa; Chordata; Actinopteri; Characiformes; Serrasalmidae
Gene: serhl
Product: serine hydrolase like
Source: RefSeq, a predicted model, not a curated record